AUGGUAGGACCCCUCAAGAAAGCGCCCGGGGGCUAUGACCACCUCUUGGUCGCAGCCCACAAGUUCACCAAAUGGAUAGAGGCUAGACCAAUAACAUCGCUCAAGUUGGAGCAAGCAAUUGAGUUCAUGCUGGACAUCAUCUACCGCUUCAAGGUUCCUAACUGCAUCAUCACUGACAACGGUAGGAACUUCAUGGGCAAAAAAUUCCUAGAACUCUGCGACAGCUAUGGCAUUCGAAUAGACUGGGUGUCCGUUGCUCACCCACGAACCAACAUCCAGGUCGAACGGUCCAACGGCAUGAUCCUACAAGGCCUUAAGCCUCGUAUCUAUGACAAACUCAAGAAGUUCAUCGGGCGAUGGGUGGCUGAACUCCCCUCCAUACUCUAG
Molecule: messenger RNA, 387 nt
Organism: Setaria italica (foxtail millet)
Lineage: Eukaryota; Viridiplantae; Streptophyta; Magnoliopsida; Poales; Poaceae
Exons: 1
Coding region: 1-387 (128 amino acids)
Biological process (GO): DNA integration
Molecular function (GO): nucleic acid binding
Source: RefSeq, a predicted model, not a curated record